AAAAUGUCGUUGCGACUUUCUGAUCCUGAAAAACCUAGAAAGAAAUUUAAGAAAAUAAAACGACGGAAAGGUUCAAAAAAGACCAAAAAUAUUGAAUCAGAAGUGACCGUUUCAACAGGUUACUCCCAAGAUGUAGAUCCCCCAUCAACUAUAAUUACAUCUUUGAAUUCGGCUAUAAUAAAAUGGAACCAAGAGGAGGCUCGUGGCAUCGAUCCGUAUGAACAUGGAGAUUAUUCGAAAAUGCCGCAUGAAGCUCCGAACGAAGUAAAUUUUGUUGGAGGAAUAGGACCGAAUACCGGUCAUCAUCGAUCGAAAAAGUUCAUUGAUCGAACGACACAAAUCCAGCAGAUAUACAACAUGAGAUGUGAUAAUAAGACAAUUUUCAAUUUUUGUGAGGAUCCACGACCCAGUAAUAUACCUUUAAGAAAGAACAUUAAUGACGCUGAGAAAGCGGAAAUCGUCGCUAAAAACACUGCUCGUCGAAUCGUUGCAAUUCAGCACGAACAACUUCCCAUAGAAAAGCCGUCUGAUCAAUCCACUUUAACUGAACAAGUACGGGAACAUACAUCAGAUGCCUGCCUCGAAGACUAUCAAUUCACUGACAAUAAACAAGCGAGCCUGGAGAUACGUAAACAGUUCCUUGAUCAAAAGCGAACUCUUUUAAAGCAAAAAUUAAAAGUCGAAGUGCCACAGCGUUUAGGCGAUGAGUACCGAAAGGAAAAAUUUAAAUUGUCUGAGUACUAUGAUAUCGAUAAGACUCCAGGAGAAGUGGACAUGGAGUCGGUAAUACAAGUUGAAGAGGAUUGGACUGAAAAGUACAAGGUCGAAGCACACUAUUGCGAUCUAAAAUUUGGUAGACCAAUGCCGUUCAUACCGACUCUUCCGCAAACUGAAAAGUUGGUCUCUUUAACAAGAACACUAGAUAAACCAAGGAAUCUAGAGAAGUUGAGAGAAGAAGUACAAAAUUAUUCAAAGCCCAUAGAAGAAAAUGUGAUGAAUGACUUUCCGUAUCGAGAAACUGCCCGCGAACUGAAGAAGAUUCUACAGAAACAAAAAAUAGAAAAUCUUUCCAUUGAAUUGGCUUUGAAAGACUUUGACGAAUUUAUGGAAAGUUCAAAUGUUCUUAAUGGCGCUCAUGAUGGUCAGCAAGAAAUAAUACAUGACGAGCCCCGUGGGCAACAUCUACAUGUAGUGAUGAAAGACUACGAAGAGAAAAUUCUGAAGAAAUUACUGGAAAUUGACGCGCCAAGUUUUGAAAGGCCCGAUGAAGAUCCUGAACUUUUGGAAAAUAAUGAAGAGAAGAAGAAAGAUGUUUCGUCGCAAGAAAUCACCUUGCCGAUGGAUUUUACUUAUCCAUUUGAAGCAAGACAAAUUGACGUUGCAGUGGCUAAGGGUUGCGCUGAUAUAGAGCAAGACGUAAGCAAUAUUCCUUCCGAAGAAAGUCGCCUACAAGAAAAUGAAACAGAGCAAAGAAAUGAUAGAGAGGACGUUAAGAAAACGGAAUCAUUCUGCACGAAUUUUACCGACGAUAGCGGCAGUUUCAUUGCAGUUCCAGGAAAGAAACUUCAUUUCAAUCAAUUGCUGUCGACUAAGAAGACUACUAAAAUUAGACCACAAAAGCCAGCGAAAAAAUUUGACGAAUAUCUUUGCCCCUACGAAGUACUCCCAUUAAAAGAAGCAAAAAAAUUAAAUCGAAGAGAUAACAAGCUGGUACCUGAAUUUGAUUAUAAAGAGCGUUUGAGGGUGGAUGUCCCUCAAUUCGAUUCAGAGCGUAUUGGUGUAAAGAAUAGGAAAUAUGUGAGUCAACUUGCCACGGAAUGGGAUGAAUACUAUCAGAAAGAAAUUCUUAACCGACCGAGAAUUCGAAGAUUUAAACCGAGAACGAUUAUCAAACAGGUAGUGGACAGUCUAAGGUUGAAAUACGAAUCGACGUUUAAGCGGGAAUAUCUAACAGAGAAGACUAUCAUCAUUGAACAAGAAAAGAUGUUUAUUCAGCGAGCUGAAGAGUUUCGCGAUUUUUGUACGGCAUUUUUCUCAAAUUUAACAACAACCAACUACCGCCAAUCCAUGGCCAAAAUACAAGAUCUACGACCGAUGUAUGAGUUGAAUGAUCAACUAACAUCGGAACUGACAUCCCUUCAAAAUGAACUAAUCCAGCUGAGAACAGCUAUCAUUCGUACUGAGGGCAGAGCGAGAGAGGCGACAAUUCUUCAAAAUGUGAGCUAUUUAAUGAAAGAGCCCAAUUGGCGGGAGAAAAAUGACUGGAUCCAUAAGAAACCGGACGGAUAUCUUGAAACUAUUAAAGAAUCCAUUGAGAAUCGAAUGACAACUAAUUUACGCAAGAGGGACAAUGACAAUGUGUGGGCGAUCAAAGAAUUUUUCGAACAACAAAUAUUCACGAACAAGCGUCCAGCUCUGAUUUGCUUCGAGACACCACAAGCAAUCAUCGACACGAUUACCGAUUUCAAAAUUCAAUUGUAUCUGUCGCUAUUAAAACUGGAUCUAUCCACAUGGACUCUAGUGAAUCUGUCGCAUGCAUACAAUUCGUAUAUUAAAUGGUCCACGGAUUUCAUUGAGAACCGCAAAAAGUAUGUUGAAGCUCGUUGUGCUCGAAAAUAUUUUCUCGAUAUUUGUACGACACAUAUGAAGAAAGAUGCUGUUGAGCUCAUAAAUAGCAAAUUGGUGGAAUCAAUUUCAGAGAAAACACUUCGUACAUUGGAACCGUUAUGCAAUACCCUCUUCAUCAUUGUGAUUCCGAAAAACAUUCGGGACCAAGUAGCUGAAGGUAGCAGUGUUCUGUUGAAAUUUCGUUUGAUCAUAUCCCAUGCUAUGAACAUGCUAGAACAAAUAGAUUCGAUUCCAUCAACGAAGCGUAAAGAAAUUGAAAAGAAUAUCCGCAAAGAGAACGGUUUCAUUGAACGACGAACGGCUCGUGCAGUUGAAUUGGAAACUCAUUUCGAGAAAGCUAGAAAAGUUAUGAUUAAGCAUAGCAAUCCACCGUUCCGUCGACAGCCACGUACAGGAAAGCUACCUCGAUCCUAUGCAAAAACAUCGAAACCGAAACCGGUACAAAAAGACGGGCAGCCUGAAGAUGGAUAUCAAACGGUUCGUCUAGCGAUCAGCAGACAAGACUUUGAGGUUUUCUUACCUCCAAAUCCAAGCUACUUUUAUUUGGAUUCAACGUUUUUCGGAGGGGAUGCUGAUGUUCCUAACAUGGACUUUUUGCCGGAAAUAAAGACCAACAUCGACGAAUUUAUCGUUGAUGUCAAAAAUGUGUUGGCAAAGUGGGAACAGAAUAAACAGGAGAGAUAUUUGGAAGAAGUGCAUAACACUUGGACGACAACUUUUGGUGGUGAGUCAGGAUGACGGAUAGUUGCAAUAAAAAAAUUGUUGAAAUAUAAAUCAAAAUUUUGUGUGCUCGGAA
Bradysia coprophila is the source of this 3424-nucleotide messenger RNA. RefSeq lists its product as uncharacterized. Lineage: Eukaryota; Metazoa; Arthropoda; Insecta; Diptera; Sciaridae. The record is from RefSeq and is a predicted model, not a curated record.